Molecule: messenger RNA, 1972 nt
Organism: Clarias gariepinus (North African catfish)
Lineage: Eukaryota; Metazoa; Chordata; Actinopteri; Siluriformes; Clariidae
Gene: mos
Product: v-mos Moloney murine sarcoma viral oncogene homolog
Exons: 1
Coding region: 435-1445 (336 amino acids)
Biological process (GO): protein phosphorylation
Molecular function (GO): protein kinase activity; ATP binding
Source: RefSeq, a predicted model, not a curated record
UGUAAUGUUUAGAGUAAACAAUUGUGUCCGCCUUUAACUGAAACGCACUGAGCGCUAUGCUAUUGCGUCAGUUCCUUCAUGGUACAAACAGUUGCGUAAGGAGGACGUUCAGGCUCAACCAAUGGCCGCGCCGCACUGAGUGACGUGACCCAAUCGAACAUGAUCACAAGGUUGCCAGAUCAGCAGGCGUUCCACGCAGCACGAAACCGGCUGUUUUGACGAUGAACAGAUUUAAAAUCUUAGUCACAUACGUUAUGGUACAAAAUGACAUUGAAUGUCAUUAAACAUUAAAAUAACAUUGCUAUCAAUAAACAGCCAAUUUCAGGAUUUACAAGGCUAGUAGAGUAGGAUCCGCAACCAAACUGGCAACACAAUGAGCGAGGCAAAUCUGAAUCGCUUGUAAGUGCGCUGUGCAGAUUCUGCUCCUCAGCAGCAUGCCGUCCCCGAUCCCUGUGACACGCCUUCUCCCAAGAGACUUCGGUCUCAACCUGGGCGUCUGCAGCAGCCCUCUCACCAAACAGCUAGGGCACGCGACUCUCCGUGUGCCGGUUAACGCCUUUCACGGGAAGCUCGCGUGCAGACUCUGGUCUUCUGUGAUCCACUGGCGUGAGCUCGAUGACCUGGAGCCCAUCGGCUCCGGUGGGUUUGGCUUGGUGUUCAGAGCUACGUACUUCGGAGAGACGGUGGCGGUGAAGCGUGUCAAGUGCGCCAAGAACAAACUGGCUUCGCGGCAGAGUUUCUGGGCCGAGCUGAACGCGGCGCAUCUGCGGCACGAGAACCUGGUACGCGUGAUCGCCGCCAGCACGCAGGACAAUGGCGAAGACUCCUUGGGCGCGAGCGGCGACGGCGUCAUCGGCACCAUCAUUAUGGAGUACGCUGGGGAUGUGAACCUGCAGCAGGCGAUCUACAGCGCCGCCGAGCCGCUGCGCCCCGAAUCCUGCGUGCGUUACGCAACGGACAUGGCGCGCGGCCUUUGCCACCUGCACGCCCACCGCGUCGUGCACCUGGACCUGAAACCCGCAAACGUCAUCGUGUCCCGGGCGGGCGUGUGCAAGCUGGCGGAUUUCGGAUGCUCGUUAAAAUUGGAAGUCGUGUGCGAUCGCGAUGCCUCGGCUCGCCGGAUGGAGAUCGGCGGCACGUACACGCACCGCGCGCCCGAGCUCCUCAGGGGAGAAGACGCAACACCCGGAGCGGACGUCUACUCCUUCGGUGUCACUUUCUGGCAGCUACUCACACGUGAUCCGCCGUAUGAAGGAGAGCGACAGCACAUUCUGUAUGCCGUAGUCGCCUUCAACCUGCGGCCUGAUCUAAACAAGCACGUGUUCAGUCAGCCAGAACCGGGCCGCUCGUUUAAGGAGCUCCUCAGUCGGUGCUGGAGUGCGGAACCGAGUCAAAGACCGAGCGCAGAGCAGCUGCUUGCAGAGCUCUCCGAGAUUCCACCAUGAUCACGAAAAACCCUACUCGUGUUUAAAAGAGUAGGUCUAAUAUAAACCCGACUUGUUCGACCUGAUGCACUAUUGUUAGCAGUCCCUAUCUAAAGACACAGUGGACCAUUUUUGUCAUGUUUUAAUAUGAUCUUAAAAUAUUCUUUGCAAUUACUUUUUGUCUAAUGUAAAUAAGUGUUUAGUAACUGACACUUAUAUAAAUAACUUGUUUGUAAAUGUGCAUUUGUUUUAUUUCUGUAUUUCAAAUGGAUUUGAUUAAAACGUUUCAUGUACAGUGGUCUUUUUAGAGUAUAUAACUCGGUGUAGCUAGAUCUUUUCUCUGUUGCACUUAAAACUAGUAGUUGUGUGCUAAUUGGCAUAAUGGAGUUCAUCCUGUUCCACACCUGAUCCAACUUGUCAGCUGAUGUGCUGGUCCCCACAGGGCCUGAACCCAGCGCCUCUGCAUCCUUUCUUUGUAGUUUUGAAACUCUGUGCAGUUUCCAGGUCUUACCUGCCUCUUUAUGAACAUAUUAAGACUGGUUAAAGAA